GUUGCCGGGCCCCAGUUGCUCGGCCGGCUCAGUGUGCCCGGCACGUCACGGCGGCCGACCAUAGGGUGCGACACGAUGCCCAAGAAGGAAGGCGCCAAGACAAGGGAGGCCAACAAGAAGGCUGAGGCCGAGGAGGCCAAAUCCCGAGCAGAAGAGGAUGCCUAUUGGUCGCAGGGAUCCAAGGACGGCAGCAAGCAAGAGGAGGAGUCUGCCUCCCUGUCCAACAAGAAGUCCACUCAGCCCGCCAAGGUCACACAGGCGCAGAUUGCACAAAACCUCAUGUUCAUGCCUCCCAAGAAGGAGAAGAAGAAGCCGGAGCCAGAGAUCGAGCGAAACAUCAAUCACCUAAGGAUGGAGGAGUCCCGCAUGCUAGCAGAGAAGGGGAUCCAGCGGAAGGAAGCAUCUGGUGUCGAUGCUGCGACCGACCUUCUCACCAACCUUAACACCGAGGACGAGAAGUCGGAUGCUCACCCAGAGAGGAGACGCAAGGCUGCAUUCAAGGCGUACGAAGAGCGCGAGAUCCCACGUAUCAGGGCUGAAAAUCCGGGCCUCAAGCUUUCUCAAAUCAAGGAGAUAAUUUUCAAGAACUGGCAGAAGUCUCCAGAAAAUCCUAUGAAUCAGGAAGCUGCAUAAGAACACAACCUCUGAUUCUUCCGUGGCGAAGGUUUCUGUUGCGGACUCUUGAAUCCCUUCUCUCAAAAAUAAAUUCUUUUCAAUC
Molecule: messenger RNA, 718 nt
Organism: Guillardia theta CCMP2712
Lineage: Eukaryota; Cryptophyceae; Pyrenomonadales; Geminigeraceae
Exons: 9
Coding region: 76-633 (185 amino acids)
Biological process (GO): transcription by RNA polymerase II
Cellular component (GO): nucleus
Molecular function (GO): transcription coactivator activity
Source: RefSeq, a predicted model, not a curated record